This is a messenger RNA of Jaminaea rosea, 1791 nucleotides long. RefSeq lists its product as hypothetical. Gene Ontology annotation, cellular component: cytoplasm. The record is from RefSeq and is a predicted model, not a curated record. The transcript has a single exon. Lineage: Eukaryota; Fungi; Basidiomycota; Exobasidiomycetes; Microstromatales. Gene Ontology annotation, biological process: protein dephosphorylation. Gene Ontology annotation, molecular function: phosphatase activity; inositol diphosphate tetrakisphosphate diphosphatase activity. Bases 220 to 1674 code for a protein of 484 amino acids.
CAUCAUCCUUUCCACUCUCGCAUAACCGUCUACGGCUUCGCAUCCACGCUUCACCCUAUCUCUCGUUUGCUUCAUCUCUCGCAUGGAGCUAUCAUAGUCGUAGCAGCUUACGAGCUUGCCCCCUCACCUGCGCUUCGGCUCACACCCUCUUCUAUCUGUGAGAGGAGCGCAGCGCCGAAUCUUCACCUCUCGCCCUCUUCUCCAACCCUCCAUCUCGUCAUGGGCGACGACGAUGGCGAUGCCGCCGCCGCCGCCAACCUCUUCUGUCGGAUUGGCAGACCAACCAACGGCAAAGCACGCAGCGAGGACGAUGAGUCCAGUCGUCCCCGCCUCGGCUUUCUCAAGGCGAUCAUCGAUCAUCAUACCCGAGCGAGAGAUGUGAGGAACAGCGCUGCGGAGAGGGACAAGACAAUGAAUGCGUGGAAUUUGCCUGUGCCUGGACGCAGCGAGACCACUGCUGGCGGAGGAGCGGCACUCGUCGAUAAGAACGCAUUGAGUGAGACGUCAGGGUCGACGAUCUUGACAUCGUCCGAUGGCGGAUUGAGCGCAGGGAGUGGCGGCAGCAGCAGUGGAGCUAGUCAGGGAAGUUCAGCAGGCGAUACGAGGGCCACCUCUCCGCCAUCCUCAUCGCAGGGCGGCUCAUCAGACAAGGAGUCGUCACCGCCGGCCGAGGAUGCAGCAGCGGGCGACGUCGCGCCCAGCGUCGCUGCCACACCGGACGAUGAGGUCCCAUGGUUUCGUCAAAUGGCCUCGCUCCCUCACAUCCGCAGCGCUGGUAUCCCGCUCGUCCAGCCCAGCCCGUCGGCGAGCGCCUUGCACAAUCAUCCACCACCAGCCGCCCAUUCGACCGCAUCUCUUCUCACGGCGUCGGCCGCCUCCUCGCAGCAACAAAAGACGCUCAAUGGCUCUACCACGGCGCACGCCACUAUUCCCCCUACGCUCCCGAUCCACGCAAGCUCAACGGCCGUCGUUACCCCGCUCGAAUCGCCGCACCUGUCCCCGCUCCUGCCUCCGGACAACUUCAGCAUGGUCAACACCUGGCUGUAUCGCUCCUCCUUUCCCAAAAAGAAGCACUUCCCCUUCCUCCGCACCCUGGGCCUGCGCAGCGUCUUGACCUUGAUUCUCGAGGAGUAUCCGGACCAAAAUACGCAAUUCCUCGAUAGUGAGGGCAUCACCUUUUUCCAAUUUGGUAUUCCGGGGAACAAGGAACCCUUUGUCCAGAUUCCAGACGAUAAGAUUGCGGCGGCCCUUUGCACCAUGUUGGAUAGGCGCAAUCACCCGAUGUUGGUGCAUUGUAACAAGGGCAAGCACAGGACGGGUUGUUUGAUUGGGUGCUUGCGCAAGUUGCAGGGCUGGAGUCUGACGACGAUCUUUGAUGAGUAUCGCCGCUUUAGUGCGCCCAAGUCGAGGAGCAUGGAUCAGGAAUUUGUUGAGCUGUUUGAUACCGGGAGGGUGUGGAGAUUGAUGGAGGAAGGAGGCGAGGACGCGAAGCGAUGGUUGCCGCGGUGGAGGGUGCUGCGGGAGGGGAGGAGGAUCUUGGGCGUGCCUGAAGAGGAGGGUGAGGAGGGUCAGGAAGCAGAGGGCGUAGAGGACGACGAGGCGAGACAAGCCAUCGUCAAGGCGUCGUCGUCGUCGCCGUCGUCGUCGUCGCUACCGCCGAUGAGGGGAAUGUGAGGGCGAGAGACGGGGGCUGCGACUGCUUCACGAUCGCCAUGAUCAGCAUCACGACUGCACACGCAUCUAUCAUCACACUGCCUCUGUACUAAUAGAUAUCAAUACCCGCAGCACGCA